Messenger RNA from Venturia canescens, 909 nucleotides. It is a transcript of the gene Prosbeta1, whose product is annotated as proteasome beta1 subunit. The coding region runs from base 122 to 814 and encodes 230 amino acids. The transcript is spliced from 5 exons. NCBI's taxonomy places the organism in Eukaryota, Metazoa, Arthropoda, Insecta, Hymenoptera, Ichneumonidae. Gene Ontology annotation, cellular component: proteasome core complex. Gene Ontology annotation, molecular function: threonine-type endopeptidase activity. The record is from RefSeq and is a predicted model, not a curated record.
CAAGAAGAGAACUCUGGAUAAAGCGAUUUAGAUUUUGCUUUUGUACCGCGAGCACAACCACAACGAAGCGAGCGAGUUUGAUCAAGUGCCGAAUAAUAAAUUAGAUUCUCUGCAAUAAAUAAUGAACGCCGUACAAAAUUUUGUCCCAUCAAACGUCGGAAUAAUGGAAUCAAUGUCUCCAGAUUGGCUCACUUCCGAAGCGAGUACGGGUACAUCGAUCAUGGCCUGCGAGUUCGAGGGUGGGGUAGUAAUCGGUGCUGAUUCUCGUGCUACCACAGGAGCAUAUGUGAGUAAUCGAACUGCGGAUAAGCUCACUAGAGUCACCGAUAACAUUUACUGCUGUCGUUCAGGAUCUGCUGCUGAUACCCAAGCAAUUUCAGAAAUAGUAACUUACCAUCUUGGUUUUCACCAAAUGGAGCUGGGCACUCAACCGCUUGUGGAAACAGCAGCCAAUGUUUUCCGUGAAAUGUGUUACAAUUAUCGGGACUCUUUGAUGGCGGGAAUCCUCGUUGCCGGAUGGGAUCAGCGCAAAGGUGGCCAGGUGUAUAGCAUUCCGCUUGGUGGCAUGUGCGUUCGUCAACCGAUUGCCAUUGGUGGUUCAGGUUCGAGCUACGUGUAUGGUUACGUUGAUGCAAAUUACAAACCAAAUAUGACGAGAGAACAGUGCGUCGAACUGGUAUCGAACACAUUGGCCCUAGCCAUGGCCCGGGAUGGUAGCAGUGGUGGCGUUAUUCGCAUUGGCGUCAUAACCGAAAAGGGUAUUGAACUAAAGGUCAUUUUGGGCAACGAGCUGCCCACGUUUUACGAGGGUUAAACAAAUAAAUAUUACAUUUGUAUACUUAAUCAAAUACCGAUAAAGAACACAUAAUAAUACAAUUCGAUUGAAUAAAUCAUCCCGACUUCUUUGUA